Lytechinus variegatus (green sea urchin) is the source of this 2660-nucleotide messenger RNA. It is a transcript of the gene tmco4, whose product is annotated as transmembrane and coiled-coil domain-containing protein 4-like. The record is from RefSeq and is a predicted model, not a curated record. The coding region runs from base 200 to 2614 and encodes 804 amino acids. NCBI's taxonomy places the organism in Eukaryota, Metazoa, Echinodermata, Echinoidea, Temnopleuroida, Toxopneustidae. The transcript has 13 exons.
ACGGUCAUAUGAAACGAAAUACCAGACCCUGGUUUGUAAUUGUCUGAUGUUCAUUUGUUGACUUGAUGUUGGCCAAUUUUUCUUCAGUGAUUCAUUCUCCAGGCAGCUUAUGGAUGAGAUUCUAGAUGUUGACCUGUGCAGAUGAGGAACUGUCAAGUGAAGAAAGCAUCGUCAUAAAAGUAUGACUAACACUUGAAAUAUGGAUAAUAAAGAAGACACUACCGAUGUCGUGCCGGUGAAAGCAGAUCCAGUUUCCCCCAAAGAACUGGAUUCACCAAGUGAGGCUUCAUCCAGUGGGAUAUCUUCCCAGGAAGAAUUACCCGGUGGUAACCUGAAACAGGCUGCAGAGGAUGAUCCUGAUGAUGAAACGUACCAAACCCUGCUGCAACAGGGUCUGAAGACAUUCUCUGAGGGUUCGGAGGAAUCCUCCAGGAACCCGUCAAACGCAGGAUCCCCUGGCAGAGACGGUGGCCAAGGAGCGGCCAGAGACCAGCGGGAGGUGGGGGAUGAUGUCAGGGACGGGGCCGGUGUUGUGGGUGCUAUGAGCAGUUCAGAAUCUGAGGAUAGCAGUUUAUCCAGUCUUGCGGAAGAACAACUUAAGAAGCCACUCCCCGAGUUGCUGAGCGAUGUAGCCAAAUUUGCCUAUUCUUCACUCGUAGCUGUAUGCCUGCCAAACCUCUUUGAAAAUGAGUGGAAUAAACAGUGGAAUCUGAAAACGGUGAAGUCUUUGAGUAAAUAUCUUCAGCUUCCGAAGCAGUCCGGAGAGACCCUGUGUCACAUGGUCAAUGAUCCCAAUCAUCAUGAACUUGCCAAUGCAGACGUCUUUACAGAAGUUCUUCUGGAGGACCCCUCUCUCAUCAAGCCAGAGAUCAUACCAAAGGAUAUCAUCACCCAAGCGCUGAGUGAUGGGACCUACGAUGCUAGGAUGAGGGUCCUGGUGAGAGAGAUCUCUAAACGUCUUAACGUUAGCUGGAAGUUAAUCCGAGCAUUUGAAAAGGGAAUCAUCGAUGUCUAUGAACAGGAGGAACAUGAACUCACCGAAGAGGAGAAGAGAGAGCGAGAUAAGAAAGCAAAGUUUCGGAAAGCUAAGCGGUACAUCAUGAUUGGAGCAGCAACAGUUGGAGGAGGAGCCAUCAUAGGCCUAACAGGAGGGUUAGCUGCCCCUCUCAUAGCAACAGCAGGAGCAGCAUUGCUGGGUACUAGUCUCAGUUUCUUUGGGACCGUAGCGGGGGCGGCGAUCAUCGGCUCAAUCCUAGGUGCCGCCGGAGCAGGGCUGUCAGGAUACAAAAUGAAGAAGCGAGUCGGGGAGGUGGAAGAGUUUGAAUUCACUGCUUUGACAGAAGGGAGGGAUCUCCAUGUAACCGUUGCCGUCUCUGGUUGGCUGCAGAAAAAACAUCUAGAUAACUUCACCGUACCUUGGCGGUGUGUUGCGACCUGCAAUGAGAUCUACUGCUUGAAGUGGGAAUCAAAAUACUUGAUAGAGCUCGGUGAAGCACUGGAGUAUAUUCUUGACACAGUCAUGACUAUGGCCGCCAAAGAAGCUCUCAAAUACACUGUUCUUUCAGGUCUGCUUGCAGCCAUAGCCCUACCAGCAGCAGCGUAUGCUGCCAUUUCAAAUUCAAUUGAUAAUCCAUGGAGCAUUGCUACUAGUAGGGCAAGUGAAGCAGGCAAGCAGCUAGCAGAGGUUCUGUUGUCGAGGCAACAAGGUAAACGUCCAGUGACUUUGGUGGGCUUUAGCAUGGGGGCAAGGGUCAUAUUCUUUUGUCUGAAAGAGCUCUCUGUACGCAAGGGCAGUGAAGGAAUUGUACAAGAUGUCUACCUCUUGGGGGCGCCAGUCACAUCGUCUGUUGCGCAAUGGAGGCCUUUUGCCAGAGUUGUAGCUGGGCAUAUUGUGAAUGGCUUUUGCAGGGGUGAUUGGUUAUUACAGUUUGUGUACAGGACGGCAUCCAUGCAGGUCAGUGAUAUCGCAGGUUUAGAACCGGUCAGAUGGGACAACAGACGGAUGGUCAAUGUGGAUCUUACUGAUGUGGUCACAGGUCACUUGGACUACUCAGGCAAGAUAUCCACCAUCCUAGAUUACGUUGGCUUGGAAACCAAAGACAGUCCUACCUCUGGAAACCUCUCCGAUCUUACCAAGCCCAAAACCAAAGAUACAGAAAAGACCAGCGAGGACCAGGAGCCCCUGGCUGUCAAGUUCGAUGCAAGCGAUCUUCUUCUGCCGAAGAGUGGGUCGGCGAUGGACCUUGCCCUCUCUAAAUUGACAGGGUCAAAAGGUCAUUCACCGGAUGAGAUCACAGAAUCUAAGCCCAAGACGCUUGCCGAGAAUGUAGCCGCCUCCUGCUCUCCAGAAAAGGUUUCGCAGAAUAGAGGGGGCCCUUCAGUUGGACCAACAGCAGCCGACAACAGUAGCUGCAAGGAUGAUGACAACCAGACAAGGAAGGGAGCGUCAUCAGAAGAUGAAUCUACUCGAGGAGGAGAAGGGGGUGGGGGAUUGAGGGAUGGUAGGAUGGAAGAUGAAGGAAGGAUAGAUACAGAGGAAAUGAACAGAGGUGGUGUGAGAAAAAGAGAGGAAAUUGAGGUGGGGGAGGAUCCACUCAGUCUUCUUUCAGAUUGAAAUGUGUUGUUGGAUUUGCUUUCAGGCCAAGAGGGUCAAGGGUCAA